CGGCUGGCGCCGGGAGAAGCUGACAGGGCCGCAGCGGCUACCCCCCGCCUCCCUUAGUCGGAACGUGCCUGAGCUGCUGCAGCAGCUGGCGCCCGACAGCGCUCGGCAGAGAGGGCUGGGGGCGGGAGAUGACGGUGGUUUCCUCUCUGCUUGGCCCUCUGCGAGCACCGACUCCUUGCGGCCCCAGGGCUGCAGACGAAGCAGAGAUCUGGUUGGAGUUGGAGGGUGAGAGAAAAUGAAUUCUUUUUCUAAUUCACCAGCAGAGAACUUAACCAUUGCUGUCAAUAUGACGAAGACUUUGCCUACAGCUGUAACUCAUGGAUUUAAUUCCACUAAUGACCCACCUUCAAUGUCAAUAACAAGGCUUUUUCCAGCCUUACUAGAAUGCUUUGGCAUAGUCCUUUGUGGUUACAUAGCAGGAAGGGCCAAUGUCAUAACAUCAACACAGGCCAAAGGACUGGGAAAUUUUGUCUCCAGAUUUGCACUUCCAGCUUUAUUAUUUAAAAACAUGGUUGUACUUAAUUUUUCCAAUGUGGAUUGGUCUUUCCUAUAUAGUAUCUUAAUUGCCAAAGCUUCUGUAUUUUUCAUUGUCUGUGUAUUAACCUUAUUGGUUGCCAGUCCUGAUAGUCGAUUUAGCAAAGCUGGACUAUUCCCUAUUUUUGCUACACAGAGUAAUGACUUUGCAUUGGGAUACCCUAUAGUUGAAGCUUUAUAUCAAACUACAUACCCAGAAUAUCUCCAGUACAUUUACUUGGUGGCACCGAUAUCUCUUAUGAUGUUAAACCCUAUCGGGUUUAUCUUUUGUGAAAUCCAGAAGUGGAAAGACUCUCAAAAUGCUUCUCAAAACAAAGUAAAAAUUGUGGGACUUGGACUUCUGCGUGUAUUACAGAACCCAAUUGUGUUUAUGGUUUUUGUUGGCAUUGCCUUCAAUUUUAUUCUUGAUCGAAAGGUGCCUGUAUAUAUAGAAAAUUUUCUUGAUGGACUUGCCAAUUCUUUUUCUGGUUCAGCCCUCUUUUAUCUUGGUCUAACAAUGGUAGGAAAAAUAAAGAGACUGAAGAAGUCAGCUUUUGUUGUACUAAUUCUUCUCAUCACAGCAAAACUGCUGGUACUUCCACUUCUAUGCAGAGAGAUGGUGGAACUCUUGGACAAGGGCAACAGUGUAGUGAACCAUACAAGUUUAUCGAAUUACGCAUUUUUGUAUGGUGUCUUUCCAGUAGCACCAGGCGUGGCUAUCUUUGCAACACAGUUCAACAUGGAAGUGGAAAUUAUAACCUCAGGGAUGGUAAUAAGCACGUUUGUGUCUGCUCCAAUCAUGUACGUGUCUGCCUGGUUACUGACCUUUCCCACUAUGGACCCCAAGCCAUUGGCAUAUGCCAUCCAGAACGUUAGUUUUGAUAUAAGUAUUAUCAGUCUGAUCUCCUUGAUCUGGUCUCUGGCUAUUCUUCUUUUGAGUAAGAAAUACAAACAGCUUCCUCAUAUGCUUACAACUAAUUUACUCAUUGCUCAGUCUAUUGUCUGUGCUGGAAUGAUGAUAUGGAAUUUUGUUAAAGAAAAAAAUUUUGUUGGACAAAUUUUGGUGUUUGUUCUAUUGUACAGCUCCCUCUAUAGCACCUACCUGUGGACAGGCCUUCUAGCAAUUUCUCUGUUUCUUUUGAAGAAGCGAGAGAGAGUACAAAUUCCUGUUGGAAUCAUCAUCAUAUCUGGCUGGGGAAUUCCUGCUCUCCUCGUUGGUGUUCUUUUGAUAACUGGGAAACAUAAUGGAGACAGCAUUGACUCAGCCUUCUUUUAUGGAAAAGAGCAGAUGAUCACCACAGCAGUCACCCUGUUCUGCAGCAUUCUGAUAGCUGGCAUAUCACUCAUGUGCAUGAAUCGUACCACCCAAGCAGGAAGCUAUGAAGGUUUCGACCAGACUCAGAGCCACAAAGCAGUGGAGCCUGAAAACACUGCCUUUGAGGAGAGUCCAGCACCAUCAAAUGAACCAGAACUUUUUACAAGUUCUAUCCCAGAAACAAGUUGCUGCUCUUGCUCCUUGGGAAAUGGUGAAUUACACUGCUCGUCAAUAGAGCCGGUAGCAAACCCAAGCACCAGCAGGCCUGCGACGCCAUCAUUUGAAAAAAAUGAUCACUGUGUGAGUCGCUGUAACUCCCAGAGCUGCAUAUUAGCCCAGGAGGAAGAACAGUAUCUACAGAGUGGAGACCCACAGCUGACCCGGCACGUGCUGCUGUGUUUACUUCUCAUCAUUGGCCUGUUUGCUAACCUUUCCAGUUGUUUAUGGUGGCUAUUCAACCAAGAGCCUGGAAGACUGUAUGUUGAGUUACAGUUUUUCUGUGCUGUGUUUAACUUUGGCCAGGGAUUUAUUUCUUUUGGAAUCUUUGGAUUAGAUAAACAUUUAAUCAUCCUGCCUUUCAAAAGAAGACUUGAAUUCCUAUGGAAUAAUAAAGAAACAGCAGAAAACAGGGAUUCUCCUGUUUCUGAGGAAAUAAAAAUGACCUGUCAACAAUUUAUCCAUUAUCACCGUGACCUCUGUAUCCGAAACAUUGUCAAGGAAAGAAGGUGUGGUGCCAAUACUUCUGCGGGGACCUUCUGUGGCUGCGACCUGGUGAACUGGCUGAUUGAAGUUGGCCUUGCCUCCGACCGUGGGGAAGCUGUGAUCUACGGAGACAGGCUGGUGCAAGGGGGAGUCAUCCAGCAUAUUACCAACGAGUAUGAAUUUCGGGAUGAGUACUUGUUUUACAGAUUUCUUCAGAAGAGUCCUGACCAGAGCCCUCCUGCUAUGAUUGUAAGCACCCCCCAACAGGAGAGGUAUAAAGAAAUUGAGCAUUCAUCCCCAUCCUCACUCUCCUCUAAGACCUAAAUGAUGAAGGGGAGAAUCCCACCUGGAAUUAUAUUCUUGUCCCAGAUUUGUUACUUUUUAGCUGUGUGACCUUGGGCAAGUUACAACCUCUCUGAACCUCAGUUGCCUCUUCUGUAAACUUUGUCAAGAUGUGUCCCCACCCCAUGUUAACAGUCUGUGAUUUUGUGUAUGUAAAAUACAUAGGAAACUGACUUAGGAAAGACAGAAAGUCACGUCAAAAUAUAAGUUCUGAUAAUGAAUAUAAUAAUUAUAGUCAUCCCUCAGUAUCCACAGGGAAUUGGUUCCAGGACUCCCAGAGAUACCAAAAUCCAAGGGCGCUGAAGUCCCUAAUGUUGAAUGGUAUAGUGUUUGCACAUAACCUAUGCACAUCCUCCCAUACACUUUAAAUCAUCUUUAGAUUGCUUAUAAUGCCUACUGCACUGUAAAUGUUAUGUAAAUAGUUGUUGCAAUGUACUGUUUCAGGAAUAAUCACAUGCAAAAAGCCUGCACAUGUUCACAACAGAUGCAACCGUCAUAGUCCUAACUAUAUUUGUGAUCCACAGUUGGUUGAAUCUGUGGAUGUGGAACCCACGCAUGUGGAGGGUUGACCGUACCAUAAAUAAUACUAAUAUGCCAUCAUUGCAUAAUCAUUGCUUUCUGCAGAAGUUUGUUUACUGUCAUUUCAAAACUGGCAUCCUAUUAACUGUUCCUCUAAUUUGCCAAAUUUGGCAUAUGUGUAGCAGUUAGGAAAUGGACCUUAAGUUAUGAAGUUAUGACAACUUUAUAUUUAUUGAUAGGACCUCUUGGAAAAGAAUUUUCCUGAUUCUAAUAAGAGGUCCUUAUUCUUUUUUAUUUUUCCAUUUCCUUGACAGAUAGUACUCAUUUAAAAACUAGAAGCACUUUUUUUGUUUUUUGAGCUGGUCUCACUCUGUUCCCCAGG
This is a messenger RNA of Carlito syrichta (Philippine tarsier), 3773 nucleotides long. It is a transcript of the gene GPR155, whose product is annotated as G protein-coupled receptor 155. The coding region runs from base 236 to 2854 and encodes 872 amino acids. Gene Ontology annotation, biological process: G protein-coupled receptor signaling pathway; transmembrane transport; intracellular signal transduction. Gene Ontology annotation, cellular component: membrane. Lineage: Eukaryota; Metazoa; Chordata; Mammalia; Primates; Tarsiidae. Gene Ontology annotation, molecular function: G protein-coupled receptor activity. The transcript is spliced from 16 exons. The record is from RefSeq and is a predicted model, not a curated record.